AGAUAGCAUGUCUAAGACUGCGUUUUCCUCAUUACUGAUGGCAAUAGUAGAGUCACAGGCUGUUCUGGAAAACAUCAGCAUCACCAAUGGCUUGAUCUUCACUCUCAGCUCCAGAUGACUUGUACUGUUGUUCAUAAGAAUGUUGUCUGUUACUGAAAAUGGAGAUGUUACUGCUGGAAAACCAAAUGAAGAGAAAACAUAUAAAAAGACUGCAUCCUCAGCUAUUAAAGGUGCUAUCCAGCUGGGAAUAGGAUACACGGUAGGAAACCUUACAUCAAAACCAGACAGAGAUGUUCUUAUGCAAGACUUCUAUGUAGUGGAAAGUGUCUUCCUACCAAGUGAAGGGAGCAAUCUUACCCCUGCUCAUCAUUACCCUGACUUCAGAUUUAAGACGUAUGCACCUCUUGCCUUCCGCUAUUUCAGAGAACUUUUUGGUAUCAAGCCUGAUGAUUAUUUGUACUCAAUCUGCAGUGAGCCUUUAAUUGAAUUAUCCAACCCAGGUGCCAGUGGGUCCUUAUUUUUUGUAACUAGAGAUGACGAGUUCAUCAUCAAAACAGUUCAACACAAAGAGGCUGAGUUUCUUCAGAAGCUCUUGCCAGGUUAUUAUAUGAAUCUGAACCAGAAUCCAAGGACUCUUCUACCUAAAUUUUAUGGGCUGUACUGCGUUCAGUCAGGAGGCAUUAAUAUUAGAAUUGUUGUCAUGAACAAUGUUUUGCCACGAGCCUUGAAAAUGCAUCUCACAUACGACUUGAAAGGCUCCACAUACAAACGGAGAGCAUCAAGAAAAGAGAGGGAGAAGUCCAACCCUACAUUCAAAGACUUGGAUUUCUUGCAAGAUAUACAUGAAGGGUUGUAUUUUGACUCUGAAAUGCACAGUGCACUAAUGAAAACACUACAGCGGGACUGUCGAGUUCUAGAAAGUUUUAAGAUCAUGGAUUACAGUCUGCUACUGGGAAUCCACAUACUGAACAGUGACAUGAAGGAAAAAGAGGAAGAGGGUUCUCAAAGUGCAGCAGACACAAAACGUCAUGGAGGGCAGAAAGUUCUCUAUUCCACAGCUAUGGAGUCUAUACAGGGCCCUGGGAAGUCGGGGGACUCUGUCACCACAGAGACAACAAACACAAUGGGAGGUAUUCCUGCAAAAAACCAUAAAGGAGAAAAGCUGCUUCUAUUUAUGGGUAUUAUUGAUAUUCUCCAGUCUUAUAGGUUAAUGAAGAAGCUGGAACAUUCUUGGAAAGCUCUUGUUUAUGAUGGGGACACUGUUUCAGUUCACCGACCAAGUUUUUAUGCAGACAGAUUUUUAAAGUUUAUGAGCACAAGGGUUUUCAAGAAAGUCCAAGUUUCCCCCUCUGCCGCGGUCCGAAAGGGGGAAGGGGCCGUGGCACAGCACGGGUUCAGGAGACAAGCUUUAAAGUCUUCACCUUCAAAGAAACGGUGCAAUUCCAUCACAGCUCUAAAGGCAGCAUCACAAGAAGUAGUGUGUGCAGUUAGCCAGGAGUGGAAGGAUGGAAAGUGUGGCAUUCUUGCUGAAGGACAAAGCUGUGCUAGCCUUGAUGAAGAAGUACUAGGUUCACACCACCGUCCAGAUCUAGUGCCAAGCACUCUAUCUCUGUUUGAAGCAGCUUCCUUGGCAACCACAAUUUCUUCUUCUUCCUUGGAUGUAGAUGAGCAUUAUCAACGUGAUCAACCUAUGCUCUAUUCUAGCAGUAAAGGGUUACCUUCAAGUUCAACAUUCACUUUGGAAGACAGUGCCAUCUAUUUGACUUCAGAACAGAGCACAUUGGAAAUGGAAAAUGAUAAUGCUUCAGUUUUGGAUGUCUACUUAUAAAAAGAAUAUGCGAAGAGUAAAACUAAGAGAAGUGACUAUGGUUAAUGAAGAGCACCUUCUGCACUCCUCAUUUAAGAAGGAGAAAUUUGCUGAGCCUAAUAGACAAAGAGUAAUAAUCAACUGAACUUAUUGUAAGAAGUGUCAGGAUCUUUGAACCACAGAAAGGAUUGAUGGACUUGGAAAAAAAUGACAUGAUACAUUCCACAUUCUGCUGUCAUCUGCUGUUGCUGAACUGUGAAGAACUGUGUAUUAAGGCUGCUUUCUACUAUAUUGCCAAUCACCUUUUUUGGACUUGGAAGUAAUAUUUUCUUAUCGGGUCUCUAGUGGUUUCAUUUGCAUGCAUUCUGUAACUAUGCACAAGCAAAAUCUAUUAUCUGCUUUACCUAUUUAAGAAUAAGCACAAUUAUGAAUAAAAUUAAUUUCAUUUGUUUUGACCUUUCAGUUCUAAUCUCUUAAGUCCACAUCAGUGGAAUUUGGAACUGAUAUCACAAGAAUUAGGGUAAACCUCUGAACAUACUAUAUGAAAAUGAGCCUCUAAAUAUACUUUUGCUGUUCAUAAAAAGGAGAAAAAAAUGUUAUUUAUAACAAGGCCUUAUGUUGUGUAAAUAUGUUGCCUUUGAAAUAUUUUUGAUUUUGGUUUAUUUCUUGUAAAAGAGAAAUUCUAUAAUUUAUUUAGUAAGUGCUACUGUGAACUAUAGUUUUAUUGAUGAAUAAAAUAUUUUGUUCUAAAGACUAA
Messenger RNA from Manacus vitellinus (golden-collared manakin), 2564 nucleotides. It is a transcript of the gene PIP5K1B, whose product is annotated as phosphatidylinositol-4-phosphate 5-kinase type 1 beta. Lineage: Eukaryota; Metazoa; Chordata; Aves; Passeriformes; Pipridae. Gene Ontology annotation, biological process: phosphatidylinositol metabolic process. Gene Ontology annotation, molecular function: phosphatidylinositol kinase activity. The record is from RefSeq and is a predicted model, not a curated record. The coding region runs from base 140 to 1828 and encodes 562 amino acids. The transcript is spliced from 16 exons.